Solanum dulcamara is the source of this 2053-nucleotide messenger RNA. RefSeq lists its product as uncharacterized. The transcript is spliced from 13 exons. The record is from RefSeq and is a predicted model, not a curated record. The coding region runs from base 551 to 1819 and encodes 422 amino acids. NCBI's taxonomy places the organism in Eukaryota, Viridiplantae, Streptophyta, Magnoliopsida, Solanales, Solanaceae.
AUUAUCUCGUUAUUGGGAUAAGUGGAAGAAACUUAACAGCACUCAAACCAUUAAUACUAGAGAUUUCUUAAAAUUUGAAGGCAUCAUUAAAGUAUAUUAAUAAAGAAAUAAUCAGAUGAAUUUGGUGUACACAUCAAAUUAUUUUUUGGACAUAAUGUCCUAACUUUGAAUCUAGCAGCUUCCACUUUUAAUUUAAUAAUAUAUAUGAUUUUUAGGGUAAACAAACAGUUUUGUAAUUAAUAUAAGCAUGCUAUUAAUUCAUAAACGGUGAAGCAGAAAGCGUGUGUAGUACGUGUAAGCAAGUGGAAUGUGAGAGUCCAACUAACUAACUAACAUCAACCGAUUCGAGCCCUCUUUUGUUUCUUUACGUACAUACAUGGAUACAUAGAUAGAUAGAGGGAAAGCAAAUUAAGAAGGGCAUAAUCAAAUUUUAACCCAUCUCAUCGGAGGCAAAGAGGGCUCUCUCCUCUCUUCCUCCGAUCAGAUCCUCCUCUGGUUCUGAUCUUCAUGCUUCCUCCUAUAUUGUUGGAUAAUUAACUCCAAAAAUAUAAUGGCUUCGGUUAGCUUCAAAUACUGGGAUGAUUGUGUGGAUCCUCAUGAUCUGGAAGCUAUGUGGAUCGAUCCAGACGUUAGAGCCGAAUGGCUUAAUGCUGGAGAAACUAAGGGAUCAAAAGUCCACCUCUCACGUGAUCCUGAUGGUCAGCCUUAUCUAACACAAACAGAAAUGAAGGCAGUAGCAGGUAUUAUUGUCCGAAGGCAUUUUGUAUCGCAGAUUGAUUUGGAUAUGCUUUGCUCUAUUGCUGAGCUUGAAAGUGACCGGCGGCUUCUUGCAACACGGUACAAUAAAAAGUCAAAAGAGAUUACUAUGGGAAUUAUGCAGAUUUUGCCAAAAACUGCAGACUGGCUGGUGAGUGAUUUGGGUUACCGAACAUAUGAGGUGGCAAUGGAUUCAAAACUUCUUUACAAGCCUUUUGUAAAUGUAUAUCUUGGAGCUGCAUAUCUUAAGUGGUUAUCAAAUUAUGAACAAAAAGAGAGAAGUGAAGAGUUCAUGGUGAGAGCUUACAAGGGUGGUACUAAGAAGGCAAUUCACAAGUCCACUUUACCAUUUUGGAGAAGUUAUCUCUCCGUCAAAGAGACCCUGCCAUCGAGGAAUAUCUUUGACGUCAAUCCUUUGCCCCCUUCAGCAUCUGCUUCUGGAGUUCCUGAAAAGAAAGGUCCAGUCAAUACAACUUGGGACUCUAGAACUUCCGCAGAAGACAUGGAAGAAAUGUGGAAUCAUCCCUGUGUGAGCAAGGAGUGGGGCAAGUCAGGGGAGAAAAGAGGCCAUGUGCGGUUUUCUCAUGAUACUGAAAAGAGACCAUAUCUUUCUCGGGUAGAACUGAGGGCAGUUGCAGAAGUAAUUGUUUCAAAAUACUUUAGCACAAGAGGGCUGAAACCUACUGUCCUAUGUGCUGUUUCUGAGAUCGUGACCAUGCGUUUUGUUGAGGGAAUUGGACAGCGUACUGGAUUAAUGGGAAUUGACUAUCCCACGGCACGCUGGCUUUACAAGGACUUGGGCUACAAGGCUUACAAAGUGGAGUCAGUUGAGGAUCUUACAAAGCCAUUUGUUUCCAUGUACUUUGGCGCGGCCUAUGUGGCUUGGCUAUCCAAGUACGAGGGAAGAGAAAGGAGUCUCCAGUUUGUUGUCCAGGCUUAUCUUGCUGGACCACAGAAUGUGAACCUGCAGGAGACCGGUCCUAUGUAUCUUAGAUUUGAGGAAGCACUGAGCCGUUAUGAAGAUUUAAAAAGGGAAGCAGCAGGUAGUUGUAAUAUUUUGUGAGCUCGUGGUACUACUACCAAGUCCAACUAUUUCACCAAAUCCUUGAAUGGUUGCUUAACAAUAUAGAAAGUAAAUAUUUGCAACAGCACCAGUGCAAUGUACAAUAUUCCAUCCAGUCUUACAUUGUUAUGUAAAUUUUCCCUCAUGUAUUUGUGUCAUAGUAAAAUAUAACUUCACUUAUACGGUCUUACUAUUAUGUUGAAAAAAUUUGUAUUAUAGUAAUACUUUGACUAC